UGUUGUUUUGAUCUGUGUGGAUGUUGAGUUGCAUGCAUUAUCCACGGCUGUCCCAAAGGAGGCCAGGAAACAGAGCUUAACACAAUGCUGUAUGCACUAAACAUGGUUUUGCUCUUGCAGAGGAAUGUAUUGCCUACUAUUCACAGCCAUAUGAUAGAUUCGCCUUGAAGUUUGUCAGCAUGAUUGUACAGCAGGACCAAAUCACUCUUCUUAUUUUCCUUCAUCAGUGAAACCUGUGCUGUGAAGAUGUAACUUCUGGGGAGAGGUAGCUUUAGCCUGGAAUUAAAGAGGCAGUGACAGUUUGAUUUCCUGCUGUGUCAAUGAAUGGCUUACUAAGAUUAAAGUCCUUAAACGGACAAAGUCAAAGUCCGUGACAAACUCUGUGCAAUAAAGAAAUCAGAAGUGUUUGUGAGUAGCUUUUAAGUGUUGUUGUUGCUGAUCAAACUAUACAUAUCAAGAGAAAUGAUUUAACUGAUCUCAGAUCAACACAAAGGGCAACCUCAGUCAAAGGUUUUGUUUAUUAUGAAUACAGCAGGUGGACUUCCCCUCCCUCCACACACCCCCUUUCACUCGUUCAAUGCAGCUCUCUGACCAAUCACAGCUCCUGCUGUCUCAUCAGCUAUUCAAAAUGCAGGGCGGUUAAAAUUUAUGCUUGUUUUCUCCUGCUGUCCUUUAUCCUCCAGUGGCAACAUAUGCAUAGUGGCAGUUAAGCUCUUGAAUAGCUGUGAGGAAUCACAUCUGAAUUCAUUUACUACAUUUCUGAGAGUUCAUGUGGGAUGCAUGCGAUUUGGGACAUUUUUAAAAUCAGUCAAGCUGUGGUUUUACUGUAACAUGGACUGUCAGAAGGCACAGAAAGUGACACUGAGCUGUUUCAGGCAAUGGCAGAGAUCAUCUUUUCUUUUACAAACUCAUGGUCAACUCAAACUGACAGUUACUCCGGGCAGCGGGUGGCUCUGUGUUCAAAUUCUGGAGGCCAGGGGACUCAUGGGAAGAGAGUACAAACCAUGUGACUCCUAUGUAAAGAUAAGUAUUGCUCCAGAUGUUGACCACAGCAAGCGAUGGAAGACCAGGACCGUUCUAGACGGCAAGAGUCCUGUUUUCAACGAGACAUUUAUGUUAGAUGUGGAUGAAGACGAUCAGAAGAAGAGGCUGUUGUUAACAGUGUGGAAUCGCAAUAGAACAUCCAGGCACAGUGACUUCCUGGGCUGUAUGAGUUUUGGUGUCCACUCCCUCAUCACCUCAUCUAAGGAGAUCAGAGGUUGGUAUUAUCUCCUGGGAGAGGAGCUGGGCAGGAGCAAACAUCUGAAAGUGGCCUCACGUCGCAUCAGACAGACCGCUGCUGCUGCAUCCAACUAUGAAGCUGGACCCGAGACCACAAGUCCAGAGAACAUGCAGUCAUUUACAGUGACCAUAUUAAGAGGAAAAGAUGGUUUUGGCUUCACCAUCUGCUCUGACUGCCCUGUACGGGUCCAGGCUGUUGAUCCAGGUGGUCCAGCUCACCAGGCGGGUUUACAGCAGCUGGACACAUUACUGCAGCUGAACGGCCAGCCGGUUGAACACUGGAAGUGUGUGGACCUGGCUCAAGCCAUCAGGAAUUGUUGUAAUGAGAUCACAGUGGUGGUGUGGAGGACAGUGCCUAUUAUGAAGCCUUACUACGAGGGGCUUAUCCACAGGCCUUCCUACAAACCCUCCGGAUUUGAUUCUCUCUCAUCUGCAAAGACUCAAAGCAAAACCCCACCUUUACUCUCUCGACCCACCAAACACAAACAGGGUCGUCGUAAAAAAGGAAGUGGCUCUGAUAACACGGGAAACGGAGUAGGAGAGUCACUCUGGUCUUGGACUGGCAAACGAGAAGAAAAUGACUACAAAACACGCACACAGACCCUCAAAGGUACCCGUGUGACAUCUUCAAAUGGUGACAACUACAUCAUCCUCUCUCCUGUCAGUCCUGGAAACCAGAUCUUGCAGCCAGUGUAUUCUGACUCCAAUGGCACACUGGGAACUCUAGGAAGAAUCUAUCAGACUGGCAGAGGACUGCAGCAGAGCCCAGACUACCUGCAGAAUGGGGGGCUGCAAGCACAAGCCACCUUGUGCAGGUCUAUGAACAGUAAGACCACCACCGUGCCUCCUUCAUCCUACAGACAGAGCUUUGCCAACUACCAGAACUGCACCAUAGUCCAGUCCCACCUGCCUCACUCCAACUAUGGCACAUACGUCAGUCUGGCCCCCAAGAUUCUCAUCUUCCCAGUUUUUGUUCAGCCGCUGGACCUGUGCAGCCCUGAGAGAGUCCUGAUGUUGUCAGAGGAAAUGAUCCUUCAUGACAGUAAACACAUAGCUCUUAAGGUUACAGUGUUCAUCUACACAGACCUGAUGCUGUUGACCAGGGAAGAUGAACCGGGCCGUUGUAAUGUUCUACAGAGUCCACUUUACCUCCAUGAGAUACAGCUGCAGGACGUUCCUGCAGACAAACUGCGGCUGUACAUCUCCUACUGGAUAGAGAGGACCGAAUGUCUGUUCAGCCUGGAAGCCUUUUCAUCCGAGCAGAAGAGGAGGGUCGUUCAGUGUCUGAGAGACAAUAUUGACAAGCAGCUCACCCUGAGGGACAGAAUAGGCCCCGACCAGAUGCUGGAACCAAAAGCAGCUGAACAGGCUGAUCUGGGUCUGCUGGGCUUCAGCCCUCACAGUGUGUCUGAGCCCUGUUCCCCAUCAUGCCCCUCUGCAUCGCCCAUCAUGAAAAGAACCAACUGCAGCUCUUCAGCUCAGCGGCUCUCGUACCCAGACUUGCACUCCAGCACGGGAGACGCCAACCAAACCGCUCCGACCUCUCGAGACGCCUGCAAACCUCCAAACCUGGACACCUCCGAGAUAUGGAAGGACAGACAGAAGGAGGUGAAAGGAGGUGGCCAAGAGUCAGAACUGGAGAAAAGGGAGCAGGGGGAGGGUGAGAGUGCUUCUGAGACCAUCAGCGUUGGCGCCAGACCCACAUCUUCAUCGUCAUCUUCCUCACCUUUAGUCAUUCCCAGGCUGUGCCUGGAUCGCUCCUUCAACGCAGAUGCUUUGACCUCACCGUCAACUGACGAUGAUGAAGAGGAGGAGGAGGAAGAUGAUGAGGACACAGAUGAAGGCUUUCUGAAGAGGAGGAGUAUGGUGGAAUCAUCUCCUAGCAGUGGGCAGCAGAGCGGGGGCUUGUGUGUGCAGAGGGCCCUCCACAGACGGACACACAGCGAGGGCAGUUUGCUGCAGGAGCCCCGGUCUCCUCGCUUCAUCUCCGAUCAGGCCAUUGACUGCAUAGAGGCCAAGCGGGAACCUUCGGAGCGCUGGGCGGUUCCCUCCCCACAGACCCUGAGGAAAGAGCUCACCAAGAACAGAGGAUCCGUCCACCAGAUCUGUCUACUCUUCACUGGAAAGAGGGUUUGUGGCAAGCCGAACUGUAAAUGUGACACGGGAAAAAUUGGUGUCAAAAAGAAGAAAUCCAAGAAUUUGUGAGUGAAUCUCGUUGACAUAACUGUCAAGAUAUGUACUGUAUGUCACCCCAUGAUCAAAAGUUUUUAUUAUUAUUAUUAUUUUGCAAUUAAGAAAUAAAAAGCCUAUUUGUAGCACGAUUAAAUUUUUUACAUUGUAACUGUUUUCAUGACAGCAGAAAACAUUCUCAUUACUAUAUUAUCAAAAAGGUUUUAUCUGGUGAUGGUAGCAUCAGAUUUAACUGCCUCAAAGCAACAAAAACAAGUCAAACGAAUUAUUCAAUAUGACUAAUGGCUUGACACCAUGAGGUUAUACCAACAAAAAUCAUUUUGCAUUAUAAUAUUGAGAAUUAUCAUAAAAACGGCUCAUUAUCAUAAAAAUAAUGUAACAAUAAAAAAACAUAAUGGUCC
This is a messenger RNA of Cyprinus carpio (common carp), 3872 nucleotides long. Its product is annotated as regulator of G-protein signaling 3-like. Lineage: Eukaryota; Metazoa; Chordata; Actinopteri; Cypriniformes; Cyprinidae. The coding region runs from base 649 to 3486 and encodes 945 amino acids. The record is from RefSeq and is a predicted model, not a curated record. Gene Ontology annotation, cellular component: nucleus; plasma membrane. Gene Ontology annotation, biological process: signal transduction. The transcript is spliced from 19 exons. Gene Ontology annotation, molecular function: protein binding.